Necator americanus (New World hookworm) is the source of this 2379-nucleotide messenger RNA. RefSeq lists its product as uncharacterized. Bases 1 to 2379 code for a protein of 792 amino acids. NCBI's taxonomy places the organism in Eukaryota, Metazoa, Nematoda, Chromadorea, Rhabditida, Ancylostomatidae. The transcript is spliced from 18 exons. The record is from RefSeq and is a predicted model, not a curated record.
AUGCAGGAAUUUUCUAGUCAUAUCUUUGCCGAAUGCCUACUGGCACUCUUCUGUCUCACAUGCGCAACCGCCAAAUCAUAUGGACCAUGUGCAGCCGUUCGCUGUGGAUUCAAUACAAGAUGCAUUGAAUUUAACGGAAGCGCCAAGUGCUAUGACACAACAUGUCCCACCGGCGAAGUCUUUUCUGAGUGUUCGUCCUACUGUGAACCUACGUGCAUUCCAUCUGACAUUGCCUGCAUCCAAGUCUGCGGUCCACCUGCCUGUCAAUGUCAACCAAGUUUUUUGCGAGACAAUGGGAAAUGCGUUGAUCCCAAACUAUGCUCUAAUAAAAAAGUUACAACUCAAAGCUACGUAGAUGAGCCGAUAACACCUUCAACAUCGAGUUGUUCUCCUCCUUGUAAACCAGGUUUCCACUGCGAUGACAAAACCUGUGUUGCUGACGAAAUGAAGAUCCCCAGAUGUGCUGAGGUCCGUGUGAAGUGCCAAGCUGGGCAUCACUGUGAAGACACGCCUACGGGAAUUACAUGUGCUCCUGAUCCAAUCUGCCCAGCUAAUGAAGUUUUCAACAUAUGCGCAUCGGACUGCGAGCAGACUUGUGUUCCUAUGGGGCGACCAUGCACGCUGAACUGUCUGCCACCCAAGUGUCAAUGCAAAGAUGGCUAUGUACGCGAAGGUGGAAGAUGUAUAGAUCCGAAGAAGUGUCCAAAUCGGAAGCAAUCGACAGAUCGAAUUCACGAAUCCGUGAUGCAGAGCUAUGUUGAUGAACCGAUCACUCCGGUCCCACUCAAUUGUCAAUCGGCAACUAUUCAAAUCCUCUGUGUUGAAGGAUUUCACUGUGAAAUUGCCAACGGUGCACCUACAUGUGUUCCCAAUAGAAGAGUCGCACCGAAAAGAGGAUCGCAGCCGUCAGUAACAUGCGCCACUACUCUCAUGUUAUGCAGGGAUGGUACACACUGUGAAGACAUCAACGGAAAACCCAAGUGUGUGAAAGAUAGAGGUGUAUCUACUGACAUGCCAUGCAAAAAUGUAGUCUGCCCAAGUGGUCAACAUUGCGAAUUCUAUCGAGGUGUUGCUCAAUGCACAAAAAGUCCAGGUCCAUGUGCGGCCGCAUUUUGCGCUGGCGGAGAAUGUAUUGAAUACGACAACACUUUCGGAUGUUUCAAUACAAACAAAAUUAUCGGUUCUAUAGCAAUGACCCACGGAUCUCCUUCACUACAGGGAUCACAGCAGGAUUCACGUAGGCUACCGAAAGGGAAAAGGACUAGGAUGGCGAUCUGUUCUUAUAACGCACGUACGCUUGCAUCGGAAGCGGCCAUCGAAGAUCUGAUGAUGCAAGGCAAGAAGAUCAAGUACGACGUCAACGGGCUGACCAAGACGAGACAACGUCACCCUUUCAACGCCGUAUAUGAAACUCUAGAAGAACAGUUCUUAGGAACAUGCGACAGCAGAGGUGUUGGUGGGGUUAGCGCCCUCGUCAACACGAGUAUGGCAGAGAACAUCGACCCUUUCGAGCAACUUACCACCCGAAUCGGAGAAGAACAAUUCGAAGCUCUUUAUAUGGAUCCAGAGAAAUUCUACCAAGAAGAUUAUGCCUUCUACAAGGUAAUAAUUGGCGAUUUCUACGCCAAGCUAGGAACAUGCGACAGCAGAGGUGUUGGUGGAGUUAGCGUCCUCGUCAACACGAGUAUGGCAAAAAACAUCGACUCUUUCGAACAACUUACGACUCGAAUCGGACGUCUGCGGAUGAGAAGAUGUGGUCCAACCCCAGCUUUGAAUAUCUUCGUCGCUUACGCUCCAACAUCAAGCGACGGAGAAGAACAACUCGAAGCUUUUUAUAUGGGCCCAGAGAAAUUCUACCAAGAAGAUUAUGCCUUCUACAAACUAAUAAUUGGCGAUUUCUACGCCAAGGUUGGCCCAAGAAAAACGCCUCAGGAUUUUCACAUCGGGAUUCACGGCUUACAAUGGAAUGAACAGGAGGAGAGGCUCUCCGAGUUCAUCAUGACAGCUAAGACUAUUCAUGUGAACUCGCAAUUCCAGAAGCCCUCCUCUCUACGCUGGACGUGGGAGUCAUCCGGUGGAGGAUACUCUAAUGAAACAGACCACAUCAUCGUCAAUAAAAGAGAGAGAAAUCCUAGGACUAUCAUCAACUGGGAUCUCUUCGCUACACUAGCCGGCUUUUGGGAAGAUUCCGCAAUGGACAACAUCGACGAAGAAUAUGACCGGCUUGUUGAACACCUUCACGACUGCGCGAAGAAGGCUGAGAGUUUUAAAACCACCAAGAGACGCCUGUCUCUUGAAACUCUUGAGCUGAUACGCCAGCGUGGAGCAGCACGAGCCACAGGGAAUCAAGACUCGCAAGGCUUUGCAGAGAGGCGAUAA